This is a messenger RNA of Ceratina calcarata, 1956 nucleotides long. RefSeq lists its product as uncharacterized. The transcript is spliced from 4 exons. Lineage: Eukaryota; Metazoa; Arthropoda; Insecta; Hymenoptera; Apidae. The record is from RefSeq and is a predicted model, not a curated record. The coding region runs from base 587 to 1702 and encodes 371 amino acids.
GUUGUUGCUCGGAACGAAGGGGCGCGUAUCCCACUUCGUGUGCGGGAUAGUCAAAACGAUGGAGGCUGCGUUAAUUGCGACUAGCCAGUGAAAAUAACGCACCGUGCAUGUACUACGUGUACCGUGUCCUGGAUUCGUGGCCGGCGUAUCCUUUACGCGCGCGCCUCCCGCCCUCUCCCCCCUGUGGCUGUGCCCGUGCUUCUGUGUGCGCGCGUAUCCCUCUUGCGCACAGUGGUCGUCGUCGUUCAUCGCGUAUCGAAACGGAGGAUAAAACGAGGGAGAAUAAAGAGGGAUUAGAAACGAGUGCGAUCAGGACGAGAGGAAAGGCAGUACGAGCGGGGGAAAAUGUCGUCCACAUAGUUCGAAUCGAGGCGGACGGAGAUAGAGAGCGAUAGAGAUAGAGAGAGAGAGAGAGAGCGAGAGAGAGGCAGGUCGAACACGGUGCAGUGGUUUACCCUGAGUUGUUGAAGGGAAAAAGCAGGAAGACGAUGCGAAGGGGACUGAUCUCGUAACAGGAAGAAACGCCUGGCCCGAAGGCGUUAAACGGGAAGGGAAGAGAGUACACAUUUAAUCAUCCUGCGAAGCGAUGUACGCGGCUGCGGGUGGAGCGAGUAUCGCGAACCGAAGGAAGCAGAAACGCUUGCAGCUGAACAAACGCGUCGCCGAGGGUACGAUCCCGCCGCGGCUGAAGGCGACCGUUCCGGUUGCUCAGCACCACUUCCACCACCAGCAGCACCAUCAACACCUCCACCACCACCACCACCCCAGCAAGUUUGCUCGUCCGCACGUAGUCCCACCAUCCUCCACAUCGCAGCUACCACCACCGUCAUCCGCGUUCCAUUCGAGCAUCGACCGACGGCGUCAUGUCGAGAAGUCGCAUCAGCAGGUCGCACCUGUAUCUCCGAUCCAUUUCCCGAUCUCACCGCCGCCGUUGUCCCUCGAGUCACCCAGCUCGGUCACCUGCGCCACCAAAUCCAAUAACUUCCCAUUCCCACCAUCCUCGAUCCUCGAUCUCCGAGUCUCGCCAUCUUCUUCAGAGCUACAGUGUGGCGGGGGUCCCGGCAAAGCAGCAUGGCAAGGAUGCAGCAAACGCUCACCCCUCCCUCUGUCUCCUAUGUCACCUCACGCAUGCCGUGGGGAUGGAUACAAGACGAAGCAAUGCGAGGCUCAUCGACGAUGGAUGAAAAGGAACAGGAUAAGAGACGCAAGCUACUGCUACGGAAGCAGCGGGGAAGAUGACGAUGAAGAUGGAAGCAGCAACCGUCAUCGAGGAGAAGUUAGCGCGGCAGUGAAUACCGUACUUUACGCGGGGUUGGGAACCACAGCGCUCGGAUUAGUUAUAUCGUUUGUCGGCACUGGAGAGAAAGGAUUCCUCAGUCCGGAAUUGAGGCUGGUGGGUCCUUCGCUACUGUGCGCCGGUUUACUGUGUUGCCUAUUUCGGGUGCUGCUCUGCCUCUGUCUAUGUCGUUGCGGUGAGUGCCGCUGGCGGUUUUGCCACAUUGCUUCUGACAAGAAGAAGGAAAAAGUGAGGAAAGCGGAGGCUCGGCCAGCCGCUGGAGUAUUGCCUACGGCCUCACUAUUGCCACCAGCGCAACAGCAACAACACCACCAUCAUCAUCAACAGUCGUCUUCGAGUGGGGCUGCAUCAUCAUCGACGAAAGCACACGAGCUGUUGCUCUCUCCUGCCCAAUUACCAGAGUGAAAACACCAUUACGAACGUUUUCUACGAGGAUCUUACACGCCGAUUAACUGCCGGUUCAUGUCCAACAUAGAAUAUCUUUACCUCCAUUCGACCUGAACCGUUUUCGCAAACAAGAAAAAAACAAUAACAAUCACAGCCUAACUCUAGUUCAAAAUGCGAAAUCUAGCGCUUAAAAAAAGAUUAGUUCACUAAACAAUCGGCUAUGUUUUUCUACCCCUACCGUGUUUGAAAAAGUAAAUAAGAAAACAGAAGAA